Gongylonema pulchrum is the source of this 477-nucleotide messenger RNA. The record is from the annotation of a GenBank genome assembly. NCBI's taxonomy places the organism in Eukaryota, Metazoa, Nematoda, Chromadorea, Rhabditida, Gongylonematidae.
GAAAUGCGUCAUAACGAGAAAGUGGAUUUACGCGCGGCGGGUCUUGCUCAGAGUCUUGCAAUCGCUUGUGCUCCUGUUGUUCCUGUUGUCGCAGCUGUUUUCACAUUUCUUGGAUUGAUUCUAUCCGGUGGGGAUUUAUUAGCAAGCGAUGCAUUCAGCGCGAUCACGGUGUUUUUUGUGAUGAUUUUUGGCAUCCGAAUGAUCCCGUACGGAACACGUUAUUGUGCAGAAGCACUUGUUGCAUUGCGUAGAAUACAGGAGAUAUUCCUUCUGCCGGAAUAUGACCAGCAAAUUCCUGUUUGCAAGGAUGCAAAUAUUGCAAUACACUUCAAAAAUGCCACUUUUCUUUGGGAUGAAAAAGGUAGAGAUUUUUUGCGAUUUUCUCGAUUUAAUCAGAAUUUAUCAUUUUUUUGCGCAUCUUUUUACUGGGAUAUUGAAACGGACACAAUACGAUGCACUUCGAUAGACCCUGGAUAG